AUGCCUGAACAAUCUCCUCAACGUUUCAUAACCACACAUGAUGCCUCAGGUGCCUCAGUCUUCGAUGCUUCCAUCCCCACCACUGUCCCGGAUGCGGAAUACCCAGGCGGUCUGAGCAUUUUCAAGCCCAAUAUGCAACCGAAGGCUUUCCCACAUCCCUCUGCGCAAACACCGAUCUCCAAAUCUACAGCAACCGCCUCGCCAACCCAGGAGGGAUCGUUAUUAACAACGUCUCACAUGCAUCGUACAUUGAACGUUGAUACCGGAAUGGUAAUUGAGGGGAGCCUUGAACUAUUGCUAGACUCGGGCGAGUCCAGGGUCUUGAGAAAGGGGGAUGUCUUCGUGCAGAGGGCGACGAUGCAUAGGUUGAAGAACAUGAGCUCGACGGAACCCGUUACCAUGGUGGUUUUUAUCCAGCCAUGCGCCCUGUUGGAAGCAAAGGAUCUCACGGCUGCAUCGUCGAUGUCGUCAAUGGCUUCUGCAGCAGCCGCUGACAAGGCUGGGGCUCCGAAGAAAGUUUGA
Messenger RNA from Blastomyces dermatitidis ER-3, 522 nucleotides. Its product is annotated as cupin domain-containing protein. The transcript is spliced from 2 exons. Bases 1 to 522 code for a protein of 173 amino acids. The record is from RefSeq and is a predicted model, not a curated record. Lineage: Eukaryota; Fungi; Ascomycota; Eurotiomycetes; Onygenales; Ajellomycetaceae.